Messenger RNA from Leucoraja erinaceus (little skate), 677 nucleotides. RefSeq names its product potassium voltage-gated channel subfamily H member 3-like. Gene Ontology annotation, molecular function: voltage-gated potassium channel activity. The record is from RefSeq and is a predicted model, not a curated record. The transcript is spliced from 2 exons. NCBI's taxonomy places the organism in Eukaryota, Metazoa, Chordata, Chondrichthyes, Rajiformes, Rajidae. Gene Ontology annotation, biological process: regulation of membrane potential; potassium ion transmembrane transport. Gene Ontology annotation, cellular component: membrane. Bases 159 to 677 code for a protein of 172 amino acids.
UCGUAUGUAAUUCAUAUCGUAUGGUAUCUAAUUGAGAUUUAUUUCCACAGUAUUUUGGUGUUCACCUGCUAAAGACGGUGCGUUUACUGCGACUACUGCGGCUGCUUCAGAAACUGGACCGCUACUCCCAAUACAGUGCCGUGGUGCUCACCCUCCUCAUGUCCAUGUUUGCUCUGAUCGCACACUGGAUGGCCUGCAUCUGGUACUUCAUUGGGCAGAAGGAAAUUGAAGUCAAUGACCUGUCCACCUGGGAGAUUGGUUGGCUUCACGAGUUGGCAAAGCGUUUGGGAACUCCGUAUGUAUACGUUUCAACACUGAGUGCCUCCACCACCCUGAACUCCACUCUUCAGAGCACCUCCAUUAACACCAGCUCUGGAGGUAAUAGUUCCAGUCUGGAGCUGCUGGGAGGUCCUUCAAUCCGAAGCUCCUACAUCACAUCACUCUACUUUGCACUCAGCAGCCUCACCAGUGUGGGCUUUGGAAAUGUGUCAGCUAACACAGAUGCUGAGAAAAUCUUUUCCAUUUGCACCAUGCUCAUAGGAGGUAGGUUUGCAUUCUCUCAAACUACCGACAUUACAUCCGUUUUUCUUUCAGUCCAAUGUGCCCGCAGAAAAUUCCAAACACUUUGGGUUUUAACAUUAGUAAUUAUCAAAAUUUGCCUCAAUUUCGACAUUUAG